Ananas comosus (pineapple) is the source of this 3373-nucleotide messenger RNA. RefSeq names its product GBF-interacting protein 1-like. The record is from RefSeq and is a predicted model, not a curated record. Lineage: Eukaryota; Viridiplantae; Streptophyta; Magnoliopsida; Poales; Bromeliaceae. The transcript has 10 exons. The coding region runs from base 104 to 2518 and encodes 804 amino acids.
CCAAAUCUCUCUCUCUCUCCCUCUCUCUCUUUCUCUCUCCUCUUUCUCUCUGUCUCUCUCUCCUUGUUCCUCUGUGGCUCCGUGUGGGGGGUGGGUUUCGACCAUGAGCGGAGGAGGGAUUAGGGUUUCGAUCCCCGCGGGGGUGCGCAGGACGAUCCAAAACAUCAAGGAGAUCGCGGGGAACCACAGCGACGAGGAGGUCUAUGCAAUGCUCAAGGAGUGCUCCAUGGAUCCCAACGAGACCGCGCAGAAGCUCCUCCUCCAAGAUACUUUCCAUGAGGUCAAGAAGAAGCGCGACAAGAAAAAAGAGACCAACAAGGAAUCUGGUGAAUCUAGGUGGAGACCAGGCCCACAGGGGCGAGGGGGAAGGGGAGGUCGAGGAAGCUUUCCUUCCCGCUAUUUGGUUAAUGAUGUUGGUGGAAGAAAUGUUUCAUCUGGAAAGGAGAACGGAGCCAAUCAAAGCACAGACAAAGGUAGUACGACUUCAACUCCCAUUGACACUGAGAUCAAACCAUCAAUUUCUAUAUCCAGCUUAGCAGGUGGCCUGGCGAAUGGUGUGGGCAAUAUAAACAAUCCAACUUCCUCUCAGGGCCAUGCACCUCAAUUGCCUGGGCUUGGUGGUUCUGUUUCGACGGAAGAAAAUAGUUCUACUUCUAAAAGCAACAAUAAGACGAGUUCCACAUCAUCAACUACCAUUGAUAACAAGAUUGGUUCUGCUGGUGGACAAUUUGCAUCAGGUCCUGGAAGUAGACCUUCUUCAUCUUCUCAUGGUCGGGCUUCUGGGAGUAGGCCCUCUUCUAGUUACAGCAGUCGGUCACAACAGCUAGGUGGUCCGCAAAAAGGAGUUGGUCCUAACAAAGAGUGGAAACCAAAAACAACAAAUGCGAAUCCAGCUCAAGCACCUGCUACUGCUGCUGCUUCUGAUAUUCUCCCUAACCCCGCUGUAGCUGUAACUUGGUCGCUUGAGGCAUCGAGCUCCGUGACAACGGAGGAAGCUGCUUUGAAGGUCGAGAAAAAGCUCGCUGAUUUGCAGUUAUUGGACAGGCAACAUGUUAUCAUCCCAGACCACCUUCAGGUCCCAGAAUCAGAGAGAUAUGGCUUGAGUUUCGGGAGCUUCGAUGCUGGUUUUGAAAUUACCACAGCAAAUGGCCCGGCAAGUGACAAAUAUUCUGUGCCAUCUGACUCUGAGUUGUCACAGGGGAUUGAGGGGACUGUUGAGGAGCCAUUUUCAAGCAUGCAGAAUGCAUCCUCUGCUGUUGAAGAAACAGAAGCUUUGGAUCAUGAGCAGUCACCUACAGAGAUGCCGGAAAAUAUAUCUAGGGAGGUGGAGAAGUCAUCCAGCACCAAUGAAACAGAAGAAGCUGAUCAAUCCAAAGAAGCAGCUGCUUUACCUCCGGAAGCUUCUCACCACCCCCUUCUUCAAACUGCACCGUCUUAUUCGACAUAUGGGUUGGUACCACAGAUGCUCGGAAAUCAGUUUGGAUCCUUUGAGACCUCUGACAGUCAGGCACAUGACACCAAUCGCAUACCAAACAUCAUGGUCCAGCAGCAACCAUUUGAUAUGUUUGCAAGCUAUUACACCCAAUUUUAUCGACCCACAACUGAUGCUGAUGGCCGUUUCUCUCCCUUUCUUGCACCCGGUGCUGCUGCCAAAUACAAUGGGAACGUUGCUGUCCUGCCUUCUCAAACUGGCCAGGCUUCUCAAGAGAGUGGGAACUCGCUGGUCUUUUCUUCAUCUGCCUCUACUCCUCUAACCACCCAAGCCGCUGGUGUCGCACAAAGCUCUAUUGCUAUUCCGCCGCAACCAGUUCCUGUCCUACGUCAGCCGACCGGCGUACACAUAUCCCAUUAUCCCCCCAACUAUUUCCCCUACAACCAAUAUUUCUCUCCCUACUAUGUUCCUCCUCCUCUUCACCAUUUCUUAAGCAAUGCCGCUGCAUUUCCCCAACAACCUCCCAGCGGAGGCAUAUAUCCACCUGGAGCAGCAGCAGCAGCAGCAACAGCUGCAGCCCCGCUCAAAUACCCCUUCUCUCAAUACAAGUCUGGUGGUAAUGCUGGUAAUCAAGCAAAUCAUGUUGGAAUGCCGACUAGCUAUGGAGCGUACAGUUCGAGCUCAGCGGGCUACUCUACUAGCGCUGCUGCGGCCAGCGGAAACUCAGGUGGAAAUGAUGAUAUCAGCUCGGCACAGUUCAAGGAAAGUAAUGUCUAUAUCGCUGGCCAGCAGAACGAAGGCUCUGCCGUGUGGAUACCGACGCAUGGGCGGGACAUCUCCAGCCUUCAGGCAGGUUCCUUCUAUGGCCUUCCCCCACAAGGCCAACCCAUGGCUUUUGCACCUCCACAAGCCGGCCACGGCGCCUUCAGCGGGAUCUACCACCCGACUCAGACGGUUACCGCACAAGCUGUUCAUCCUCUUCUUCAGCAGUCCCAGUCCGUAGCCGGAGUCGUCGAAAUGGUGCCUCCAACCGGUCUUUACCAACAGCCGCAACGACCGCAGAUCAAUUGGACCAAUAAUUAUUGAAAUCCCCCCAAAAUGUUGGUAGUAGCCAAAUGGCAAAAAAAGCUCCGGCUAUAUAUGCAAACAAACGAUUAUGGCUACUACUAUUCUUGAGUGUGAUUUAAAGGAUUGGUUUUAAAGUAUUGGGCAUACAAGGCCCUGAAAUCGAAGAGUAUACAUGUAUAUACUUAUCUGAAGGGUGGCCAACCUGCAGUUUAAGGCAGAGGAUUCCAAGUUGUUUGGAAAGAAGUUGAUAGUUGAGGUUUUCAACUUGUGACAAAAACUGACCCAUUCUUAAGUUAGUCGAGAGGUUUUACUCAGCUUCCUUUCUUCUUAUCUUUAUAACCCUAAAAUUCGGUAGGGGUAGUGAAGUGUUGUGAUUUUUCUGUUCCACCUAUCCUUCCCAAUGAAUUAUUAGUAGAUAAACUUUGGAAGGUAAGAGCUUAAAGCUAGUGGGGUUUUUCAUUCUUUACGAUGCCUUUUUAUGUAAAUUAAAUUUUGAUAGUUUUGAGAAUGUAUCACACUUGUUGUACUCGGUGCUUCUGGAAACAUUAGAAAAACUACCUCUUCUGAUACCUUUUUUUUCAGCCGAAAAGCUGUAGUCAGAUUUGCUCCCGACAAUAAGCUGUAGGAUUCCUCUUGCUGCUUUUAAGCUCCAGGAUGGUCAUCCGAGGAGGAGGUAACAACCCUAAAGCUUUUUAAUCAGUUUCGGGUUUUUAUUAGUUGAGUGAGAUCUGUUUCUUGAAGCAUGUUUGUCCUGUAAGAACAGUUAGGGUUGUCGACAUUAUUUAUAAGAGACAUUGAUAUAGUGCUAGAAAGACUUGUGUGAUAACAACUUUUUCCCUUCUUGAGUUUCAUUUCUCUAAAAGAAAUUCGUAA